Molecule: messenger RNA, 2555 nt
Organism: Dunckerocampus dactyliophorus (ringed pipefish)
Lineage: Eukaryota; Metazoa; Chordata; Actinopteri; Syngnathiformes; Syngnathidae
Product: plakophilin-1-like
Exons: 14
Coding region: 132-2426 (764 amino acids)
Biological process (GO): cell-cell junction assembly; cell-cell adhesion; intermediate filament bundle assembly
Cellular component (GO): nucleus; cytoplasm; adherens junction
Molecular function (GO): cadherin binding
Source: RefSeq, a predicted model, not a curated record
UGAAAUGCUACGAAUCUGUAUUGUCUUUCCUAAUGUAACGAGGGCAUUGCAUGCAUUCAAUUGAAUAAAACUGCUUGCACAGCCUAAUGCUAUCCAAUACCGAGCAGAUGAAACAGGUAAACCAGGUGUGAAUGAAAAAAACGGGCAAAGUGCGCUUAAAAGGCGCAGUGGAGCUGCACAGUGCGUCUAUCAGGGCGCGGUCCGUCCAAGGUGCGCCAUCCCCUGCCUUGUCUGCUUCCUCACCUGACGAACUGGAUCCCCGUCCCGAGAUAACCGGAACUAGGCGGACCGGGGAGCGAGCCAUGGCCCAUCUGGAGCCGCUCAAAUCGGCUCUCUCCAUCGUCAACGUGGACGACACCUCGCUGGCCCUACCCUCGGCCCACCAGUACCGAUCUGGGCAGCAGCGGGUUCUGGAGCAGGUCCAGAGCGUGCAGAGGACCAGGUCGAGGCACUCAAGCAGCAGGACUGGCUCGACCUCUUUGUCUCCAACUAGCCCUUUGACUGACGUGUUUAAUGAGUCAUGCACCUCCAAUGGAAACGCCUUCUUUGGGAAUGGCUACUCAAAAACUCACUCUCAAGAAAAAAACGUCAACCGCCAAGUGAUCAACAGCACAGCGAGUGUCAGAGCCAAGAAGAAGAGCUCUUUCACCCAUCGCUACAACUAUGGCUACUCGCACGUCGGACCGGUGACGCUGGGCCCGGUUGCCGCCAACCACGAUGAGCCCGACCUGGGCUGGAAGCAGCACUCCUUGCCCAAACAGCACAAUCCUCCACAGAGACUACAAGUACUCUCCAACCGCAGCACCUACAGGGCGGAGAGGACUGUCAGUCAACAAUUCACAAACAACAAUCAGCAGUUUGUGCACAAGCAAGCCGAGACCAACAAAACACAGUCCAAGCCUCCCGUAAUGGAGAGUAUCACCAAGAGCAAAGGCGAUUCUGGGUCUGGGAACAGUGGAAUAGCCGACCUCACCAUGAAGGAAGCUGUGGAGUUUCUCUCCAACGAGGACGACAGAUACAAACACUGUGGUGCCGCUUACAUCCAACACAACACCUUCAUUGACGACAAAGCCAAGGAAGAGGUGCUGAAGCUGAACGGAAUUGCUCCCCUGGUGGCGCUCCUGCAAAGCCCCGGCCUGCGCCUCAAUCAAGCAGCCUCGGCCGCCCUGCGCAACCUCUCCUUUAAAAACAACAACAACAAGGAGGAGAUCCAACGCUGUGGAGGCAUCGUGGCUGCCGUAGCACUGCUAAGGGAAACAGACUCAUUGGAGAUCCAGAAACAGCUGACAGGUCUUCUGUGGAAUUUGUCGUCGACCAACAGCUUGAAGACGGACCUUCUUAAGACCACUCUGCCUGUCCUGAUGGACCGCAUCAUUCUGCCUUACACGACCAGUCCAGAGAGGGCCACCAUCAACGGCCCCGACCACGAGACCUUCUUCCACGCCACCAGCUGUCUACGAAACCUCAGCAGCACAAAGCAAAGCAACCGCCAGACUAUGAGGAAGUGUCGCGGUUUGGUGGACUCUCUGGUUGCUUACCUUGAAGACUGUGUGGACGCUGGCAAACCAGAAGAUAAGUCUGUAGAGAACUGCGUGUGCAUCCUGCACAACCUAACCUUCCAGCUGCAGACUGAGGCACCGGCCUUGUUCAACCGCAUCACAGCACUGGCCAUGCCUGUUAGCAAGGGCGAUAGUGAGGGCGACUCCGGUCCAAUUGGCUGCUUCAGUCCACAGAGGCAAGGGUCGGAGAGCAAGCGCUACUUUGACUUCCCUGUUGUGGAGGACCCCCAUCCUAGUGGUGUAGGCUGGCUCAUUCACUCCAAAACUCUGCAAACCUACCUGUCCUUGCUCCGCUCUAGUCAGCAAGAAGAAACCCAAGAAGCCUGCUCUGGAGCGCUGCAGAACCUCACUGCACAUGAAGGCAUUGUGUCCAAUGCCAUGAGCCAGACCAUUGUGCAGAAACUGGACGGCCUGCAGGCGGUCACCCCUCUUUUAAAGUCAAAUAAAGUCAGUGUGCAGAGAAACGCAGUGGCCUUGGUACGAAACCUGUCCAAGAACGCAAACUUGCACAGCACCUUAGCUCGGAAAGUGCUGCCCGAGCUGCUGAGCAUCCUCCAGGCGGGCACCAGCAAAGGCAACGAGUCUGACGACACGCUGGCCCUGGCAUGCCAGGCGGCCAACUUUCUGCUCACGAUGGAACCCGAGAGAGGCAAGCACCUGUUGAACGGCAGCUUGAUCAACUCGCUGCAGGAGCUCAGCCAAAACAGAUAUUUCCCCAAAACUAGCAAGGCGGCAUCGCUGUUUCUCUACCACCUGUGGUCUGAUAAAGACAUCCAGAACCUCCUGAAGAAGCAAGGAAUGAACAAGUCGGCGUUUGUGAACGACAUCACCACGGCGGUGCACAAGGCGGCUUACGCUGUCAACUAGGACGCAUCCCAGGCAUCCUGUCUCAUUUCACUUGUGCAAUUUGAAGUUAACACCUUCAAAAUUCUCUUUGACAAUUGGAUUUUUGUUUCCCACGAUUGUUUUGAAAAGGAAGUGUCAAUAAAGUUUUAU